GCCCACGGACUUCCGGUGCUCGUCCCGAGAGAUUUCCAGAGCGCUCGCUAGCAAUAUUCCAAAUCUCUCGUGGAGUCGUGGCUGCUUGCCCAUCCCAUCGACUACAACUCAACGACCCGAGAACUUUCCAGAGCACUCGCCACUCGCACAUCGACUACAACUCAACGAUCCAAGCCAAGCGACGCGUGUGUUCUCUUCUUCUCCGAGGCCAUCAUCCUUCGCGCGAAUUAGCCGCUCAGCGACCGGGAUUCAAGGGUUGCGAUCAGAUGAGGGGCGCAGCAAGGCGUCUGGUGCAGAGCGCAACCAAAACCAGGCAAAUCAAUCCUGUCAAUGGACUAGCAAGGAUGCCGGCGAUCACUACUCCUCAGAGGCAUGGGAACGAGAAUACUUCCAGUGAAUCUGUCGUCACGAAAGACGAAAACGUUGAGCCCCUUGUCGCCUUCAGCAGGCCACCUCCUUUGCCGCCUGUUCUGGGUCCGCUCGUCGUGCUCUCGGUUUUCGAGAUGUCGUCCGGUGGCGGCGACGAAGACACCGAAUGAGGCAGCAAAUGGGCACCCAUGGAAAUUAGCUUUUGUGUUGUCUGUUAAGUUUGCUCCGUUCUACCCCUGUGGACAUGAGGUUCGCACGAGGGGGCUGAUCUUCCCUGAGCAGCUCCGAAUUAGGCCUUGUAGAACUACAGACUACAGACUAAGAUGUACUGUUAGCUAUCAACUAGGUGGCGUUUGGAUAAUGUGAUGUGCAAGGUGGGAUAGGGAAGUGGAGGGUGGUAGUACAAAUGAUUUA
Molecule: messenger RNA, 783 nt
Organism: Zea mays
Lineage: Eukaryota; Viridiplantae; Streptophyta; Magnoliopsida; Poales; Poaceae
Exons: 3
Coding region: 267-539 (90 amino acids)
Source: RefSeq, a predicted model, not a curated record